AUGGCGCUGUUCGACCGGAACCAGCGGCAGCGGUCGCCCUUCUGCUCGACGGCGACCUUCGUCGCGUUCGUCGCGCUGUGCCUCCUCGGCCUCUGGGUGGCGUCCUCGCCGGAGGCCGUCCCGGCGGCCAUCUCGCUGGCGUCCGCGGAGAAGCAGGCCGCCGCCGCCAAGGCCGACGUCAAGGAGGAGGACAGCUCCAUCGACGCCACCAACACCGUCAAGCAGGGCAGCGCCAACGUCGUCGCGGCGACCGGGGACGCCAAGGGAGACCAGGCGUCGGCCAGGGACCAGACGUUCGACGACGAGAACGGCAGGACGGAGGGCGGGGACCUCGUCAAGCCCGGGAGCGGCGGCGACACGGACGGCGCCGCGGGGAAGGGCGCCGAGGAGGCGGCCGCGGAGACCGACGCUAAUAAUAAGGACGCAACGGGUGGCCUGGACCAGGCGGCGACCGACGCCAAGGAGAGCGCCGAGCAGGCGGUGGCGGCGGCGAAUGACGCGAAGGAGAGCGGCGCCGCUGUGACGGACCGCGGCACGCCCAAGAACCUGACCUUCGAGUUCGACGACGAGAACGGGAAGAUGGACGGCGUCGACCUGGUCAAGGACGACGGCAACAAGACCCGCAUCUCGGAGGAGAGCGCCAAGGUCGAAGGAGCCGCGCUGACGGUGAAGCCGGUGGCCAAAUCGGCGGCGACCUCGGACACUGACGCCGCCAAUACGGCGGCGUCCACGACGACGAGUUCCGAAGAGGAAAAGGCGGAGGCCCUGCCGACCGUUCAGGCGGAGCUGCUCACGGAGCGCGCGGCGCAGAACGGGUCGUUCACGACGCAGGCCGCGGAGUCCACGGAGGAGAAGAAGAAUCGCGCCGAGACGAAGAAGAAGAAGGGCAAGAAGGGGAAGAAGAAGGCGGCCGGCGGCUCGGCGGCGUCGGCGUCGUCGGCAUCGGCGUGGAAGCUGUGCAACUCGAGCGCCGGCGCAGACUACAUCCCGUGCCUGGACAACGAGGCGGCCAUCAAGAAGCUCAAGACGGACAAGCACUACGAGCACCGGGAGCGGCACUGCCCCGCCGAGGCGCCGACGUGUCUGGUCCCGGCGCCGCCAGAGUACCGGGACCCGAUCCGGUGGCCCCACAGCCGCGACAAGAUCUGGUACCACAACGUGCCGCACACGGGGCUGGCGGAGUACAAGGGCCACCAGAACUGGGUGAAGGUCUCCGGCGAGCACCUGACGUUCCCCGGCGGCGGGACACAGUUCAAGCACGGCGCGCUGCGGUACAUCGACCUGAUCCAGGGCGCGCUCCCGGCGGUGGCGUGGGGCCGGCGCAGCCGCGUGGUGCUUGACGUCGGCUGCGGCGUGGCCAGCUUCGGCGGGUACCUGUUCGACCGCGACGCGUUGACCAUGUCGCUGGCGCCCAAGGACGAGCACGAGGCGCAGGUGCAGUUCGCGCUGGAGCGCGGCAUCCCGGCCAUCUCCGCCGUGAUGGGCACCCAGCGCCUGCCCUUCCCCGGCAACGUCUUCGACGUCGUGCACUGCGCGCGGUGCCGCGUGCCGUGGCACAUCGACGGCGGCAUGCUCCUCCUCGAGCUCAACCGCCUGCUCCGCCCCGGCGGCGUCUUCGUCUGGUCCGCCACGCCGGUCUACCAGAAGCUCCCGGACGACGUCGAGAUCUGGGACGAAAUGGUGAAGCUGACGAAGGCCAUGUGCUGGGAGAUGGUGGCCAAGACCAUGCACACCGUCGACGACCAGGUCGGCGUCGCCAUCUUCCGGAAGCCGGUGAACAAUGGCUGCUACGAGAAGAGGGCGCAGAAGGAGCCGGCGCUGUGCGAGCCCUCCGACGAUCCCAACGCAGCAUGGAACAUAAAGCUGCGGGCGUGCAUGCACCGUGUGCCGGAGGACCCGUCGGUGCGCGGAGCCCGGUGGCCGGAACCGUGGCCGGCGAGGCUAGGGAAGGCGCCCUAUUGGCUGGACAGCAGCCAGACGGGCGUGUACGGCAAGCCGGCGCCGGAGGACUUCGCGGCGGACCUGGCGCACUGGAGGAAGGUGGUCCGGAGCUCGUACCUCACCGGCACGGGCAUCGACUGGAAGACCAUUCGGAACGUCAUGGACAUGAGGGCCGUCUACGGCGGGCUCGCCGCGGCGCUGCGGGAGAUGAAGGUGUGGGUGAUGAACGUGGUGACCAUCGACUCGCCGGACACGCUGCCGGUGAUCUACGAGCGCGGCCUGUUCGGGAUCUACCACGACUGGUGCGAGUCCUUCAGCACCUACCCGAGGUCCUACGACCUCCUCCACGCCGACCACCUCUUCUCCAAGCUCAUGCCCAGGUGCAAGGUGUUGCCGGUGGUCGUGGAGGUGGACCGGAUCCUGAGGCCGAACGGCAAGCUCAUCGUGCGGGACGACAAGGCGACGGUGGACGAGAUCCAGAGCGUGGUGAGGUCGUUGCAGUGGGAGGUCAGAAUGACCGUGUCCAAGAACAAGGAGGCGAUGCUGUGCGCGAGGAAGACGACGUGGCGGCCCACUGAAGUCGAGACCAGAUGA
Panicum hallii is the source of this 2535-nucleotide messenger RNA. RefSeq names its product probable methyltransferase PMT26. The transcript has 4 exons. The record is from RefSeq and is a predicted model, not a curated record. Gene Ontology annotation, cellular component: cytoplasm; endosome; trans-Golgi network. NCBI's taxonomy places the organism in Eukaryota, Viridiplantae, Streptophyta, Magnoliopsida, Poales, Poaceae. Gene Ontology annotation, molecular function: methyltransferase activity. The coding region runs from base 1 to 2535 and encodes 844 amino acids.